Drosophila willistoni is the source of this 1523-nucleotide messenger RNA. Its product is annotated as trypsin-1. Lineage: Eukaryota; Metazoa; Arthropoda; Insecta; Diptera; Drosophilidae. The transcript is spliced from 3 exons. Gene Ontology annotation, molecular function: serine-type endopeptidase activity. The record is from RefSeq and is a predicted model, not a curated record. Gene Ontology annotation, biological process: proteolysis. Bases 1 to 1332 code for a protein of 443 amino acids.
AUGGUGCUUACCGCCGCCCAUUGCAUAUGGGGAGUCCAGCCUAGCCAGAUGGAAGCUAUUGUAGGCGGCAAUGAUUAUAUGGCUGCUAAUAACGAUUGGUACAAAAUCGCUCAGUUCAUCAACCAUCCUCAGUACAUACAUAAGAAGCUCGAUUACGACAUUGGCCUGAUCCGGUUGAGUAGACCAGUUCGAUUAGGUGGCCCAGUGCAAAAGAUUCUGUUGGCUGAUUCCGAUGCCAAAUACCCAGCUGGUAGCACAGCAAUUGUUAGUGGAUAUGGUGCCAUAAAUUAUCAUUAUGACAAGCAAAGCUUUCUGAGAUACGCCCAAGUUCCUGUAUGGAGUGAAGAGGAUUGUCAUCAAAAAUUUAGUACCAUCACGAAGCGCAACAUUUGCGCAGGAACGUCUGGCAGAGUGGGCAAUUGUCAAGGAGAUUCUGGAGGACCAUUAACUGUUGCCCAUUGCACAUGGGGACUACAGCCUGGCCAUAUGGAUAUUAUUGUAGGCGGCAACGAUUUAGUUAUACCCAAUGAAAAUUGGUUCAAUGUUGUUGAGUUUAUCACCCAUCAUCUGUACAGUCCAGAUGGACCAGAUUUUGAUAUCACCCUGAUUCGGUUAAGUGCCAUAUUCAUCUCUACUGCUAGAAGAUUAGUUCGCACCAUUGGUGGGCAAAUUGCUGCUCCGUGGCAGAUUCCCUAUUUUGCGACCUUGAUAAAGGAAGAAGAACAGUCUUGUGGCGGUUCGUUGAUAUCACAGACUAUGGUCCUUACUGCUGCUCAUUGCACACUUGGUGCACAUCCCAGCCAGAUGGAUGUAAUUGUAGGCACCAACGAUUUAAGUGUUCCUAGUGAAAAUCGGUUUAGUGUUGCCCAGUUUAUCAGACAUCCACUGCACAGUCCUUAUAGUGUCGAUUUUGAUAUUGCGUUGGUUCGGUUAAGUAAACCAGUUCCCUUGGGUCCCCUAGUGCAAACGAUUCUGUUGGCCGAUGCAGAUUCCGAGUACCCAGAAGGUGAAACAGCAACAAUUAGUGGAUUUGGUGCUAUCAAUCAUCAUAGAGAUAGGCAAAGCUUUCUGAGAUACGCCGAAGUUCCGAUAUGGAGUGAAAAGGAAUGUAGAAAUAAAAAGUAUCCAUUCAUUACGGAGCGAAACAUUUGUGCAGGAACGUCAGCUGGCAUAGUGUCCAGUUGUUAUGGAGAUUCUGGUGGACCAUUGACUGUGGAUAACAAACUCUAUGGAGUGGUAUCUUGGGGCUAUAAAUGUGGCAGAACAGGUCCGGGGGUUUAUUCAUAUGUACCUGCCUACCGCUGUUGGAUCUUUCAAAAUGCUCAUAUCUAAGUUAGUUUCACGAAUUGAAUUAAAUGAAGAAACUGCAAUGUCUAAAAAAAGAACCCACACAGAUUUAAUUUAUUCUAUUGGGAAUCUAUUAUUUUAACUAUUUGCAACUAAUUAGAUAAAGAAUGUUUUAAUUUUAUUUGUCACGUACUAAUAAAGUAGCGUGAAAUUAGUAAUUCGCCAAGACUGUAAAA